Symbiodinium natans is the source of this 501-nucleotide messenger RNA. NCBI's taxonomy places the organism in Eukaryota, Dinophyceae, Suessiales, Symbiodiniaceae. The record is from the annotation of a GenBank genome assembly.
AUGGCCGCGUGCGGCGUGGAAGCGCGUGGGAAGUUCAGCUUGGGUGUGCCCCGAGAGGAACUGAAGCAGCGCAUCCUUCUUCUCUGCCGGAGUUCAGCGGUCGUCCCUCCAGUGGAGAGAGUCUGGGAUGAUCCUGCGGUCUUCCAUGCUGAGGUAAAUGGCGCAGCAGCCUCCUCCGCUAGGCAUGGGAGUCCAUGCCCGGCAUCCCAUCGGGAAGCGACACCUGCCGGGGAUGGCGGACAACCCAAAGCGGCCCAGGCCUUCCUUGAGCCAACACUGCCGCCGAUGCAGCGGCCCGCUCCGACCAGCUUCUGGGAUGACGACGGUGGUGGGCAGCCUACCAGCGCUGUUGGUCAUCAAGAGGUCCGGCAGAGUAACACUUCGUGCGUGUGGGACUGUUGGAACGACGACGAGGCGGCUGCUCCAGCGCCGCAUUUUGGAUGCACCCGGCUUCCCCAUGUACCCUCAGUCCCCCAAGCCUUGAGCCUCAUAAUCGUUUAA